Molecule: messenger RNA, 408 nt
Organism: Fraxinus pennsylvanica
Lineage: Eukaryota; Viridiplantae; Streptophyta; Magnoliopsida; Lamiales; Oleaceae
Source: the annotation of a GenBank genome assembly
AUGGAAGAAGCCUUGAAAAAUGAUACAAUUCGUGGAUAUCUUACCUCAGCUCAAGCUAUGGCUGAUUAUGCAGAGAUAUUGAUUUACAUAAAGGAAAAAUUAUCUGCCCACAAUUCUCCCAUUAUUGUCAUUGGAGGAUCAUAUGGAGGAAGUAAGAAUUCACCAUUCAUUUCCAUGCUCAGGUAUCCGCAUAUUGCUCUUGGUGCUUUGGCCUCAUCCGCACCUAUUCUUUAUUUCGAUGACAUAACUCCACAAAAUGGAUAUUUCUCAAUUGUAACCAAGGGUUUUAAGGAAGUGAGCCAAACUUGUUAUGAAACUAUUCGAGAAUCAUGGUCUAAAAUUGACAAAGUAGGUUCCAAGCCCAGUGGCCUCUCUAUUCUCAGUCAAAAAUUCAAACUUUGCUCGUAA